AUGGCGGACCACAAAUCCCGUUCGGACAGGGACGAGAAGCCGUCAUACGAUAUAGAGCGCGAUGCAACCUCGAGUACCGAUGACUCAGCUACCGUCCAUGCACCAGCACCAGCAUCUGGCGACACGGAUGGCAGAUCGACCGCCGACCACGAGGGCAAGACGGCCAACCCAGACACUGCCUUGUCUCAGUCGGCCGAAGCUGAGGCCAGCGCCCCUAGCGACGAACCAGAAGCCGGUCGCACCAAACUGCAGACCACCGUCAUUAUCGGCUCCCUCUGCGCGGCUCUGUUCCUGUCUGCUCUCGACAUUACUAUCAUCACGACUGCCGUCCCGACGAUUGCCCAAGAAUUUCGAUCGUCGGCCGGUUUUGUCUGGAUCGGCUCUGCCUACACCCUGGCCAACGCUGCCUGUGUACCCAUUUGGGGCAAGGUCUCUGACAUUUUCGGCCGGAAAAGCAUCCUCCUGACUGCCAUUGCCGUCUUCUGGGUGGGCAGCCUGCUAUGCGGUGUCUCUGUGAACAUGGGCAUGCUCAUCGGUGCCCGUGCCAUCCAAGGCAUCGGCGGCGGAGGCAUCAUCGUACUCGUCAAUAUCUGCAUCAGCGACCUCUUCUCCCUGCGCCAGCGCGGCGUCUACUUUGGCAUCAUGGGCAUGGUCUGGGCCGUCGCUUCGGCAGUCGGUCCUGUGCUGGGUGGUGUCUUUACGAGUCAAGUCACAUGGCGAUGGUGCUUUUACAUCAAUCUGCCCAUCUCCGGCGUCGGCGCCGUGGCCUUGUUCUUCGUGCUCAAGCUCCAUAACCCUCGAACGCCGCUCGGAAAGGGCCUGCAGGCCAUUGACUGGGUUGGCUGUCUCACCAUCAUCGGCGGCACGCUGAUGGUCUUGUUUGGCCUUGAAUUUGGCGGCGUCAAUUUCCCGUGGGGUUCGGCCACCGUCAUUUGCCUGCUCGUGUUUGGCGUCGUAACCAUUGGCCUGUUCAUCUUCAACGAGCUCAAGUUUGCUCGUUACCCCGUCAUCCCCUUGCACCUGUUCCGCGACCUCUCGACCGUUGCCUGCUUCGUCCUGACAUUCUGCCACGCAUUUGUCUUCAUCUCCGGCAGUUAUUGGCUCCCACUGUACUACCAGGGUGUUCUCGGCGUGUCCUCGCUCUUGUCUGGCGUGUACCUUCUUCCAUAUGCCGUGUCCCUAUCCAUCUCUUCCGCCAUAGCCGGUUGGCUCAUUCGAAAGACGGGCAACUAUGUCUACCUCAUCACCGGCGGACUGGCCAUCAUGACCUUGGGUUUUGGUCUCUUCUAUGACCUGCCUGGCACGCCAAACUACACCAAGAUUAUCCUCUAUCAAAUUGUUGCCGGCAUUGGCAUUGGUCCCAACUUUCAGGCUCCGCUCAUCGCCAUUCAGACAAACGCCGAGCCUCGCGACAUUGCGUCUGCGACCGCUACCUUUAGUUUUGUCCGCCAGAUCGCCACCUCCAUCUCCGUCGUCAUCGGAGGCGUCGUUUUCGCCAAUGAGAUGGACUCGCAGCGCCCGCGCCUCGUGGAAGAGCUCGGCCCCAGCCUGGCCGAUCAGCUGUCCGGUCACAAUGCUGCCUCCAACGUGGGCCUUGUCGGUGAUCUCAAGGGUGACGAGGGCCGCAUCGCUCGAGGUGCUUUCCUCACGAGCAUGCGGACCAUGUUCAUCGUCUAUGUUGCCUUUGCCGCCUUUGGUCUCGCCACAAGCCUGCUCGUUCGUCAGAAGAGGCUGAGCAAGGACCACAAAGAGCACCAGACUGGCCUCAAGACGUUGCGAAGCCGCACCGAUCGCCGCCCUGCCGACAGCGACAAGUAG
Molecule: messenger RNA, 1818 nt
Organism: Verticillium alfalfae VaMs.102
Lineage: Eukaryota; Fungi; Ascomycota; Sordariomycetes; Glomerellales; Plectosphaerellaceae
Exons: 1
Coding region: 1-1818 (605 amino acids)
Biological process (GO): transmembrane transport
Molecular function (GO): transmembrane transporter activity
Source: RefSeq, a predicted model, not a curated record